AUGUCACCCUUAGAAGAUAUCAGACUCGACCAUCCGAUGUGUCUUUUUGUUACUCGAGAUGGGGAGAAGAAUCAGUUCUCCUUCAACUUGCCAUUUUAUCCCAAACACUCUCUCAAUCUGGAUAUCUCUAAGCCUGGCCGAAUUUUCACAGUUCGCCAGGCAGGAAGCGAACCUUUUACCGAUUUUGAAACCCGGAUGCUUCAAUGUCUGAACAAGUACUUUGAAAAAUCGUUGAAAGCUUCUAACGAGAGUCGUUCUAAGCACUUAAAAAUUACCAAAGUGGUCCUUGCUAAUCCUCAAUUGAAUCCUGAUGAUAGAUUGGAGACCAUCUUCGCUUCCCCCUCUCCUCUCCGAAUAAUGAUUGGUAUUGAAGCAGACAUUCCAAGAGACUUGAUCCUCGAUAUGGUGUUGAAUCCGGCUUCGGUGAAAAGUGUUAAGUUAGAGAUGAUUCCACAGGUUGGCUGCCCAAUUACUCCGUCUAUUGUUGCCACAAAUUUUGACUUCAAAAAGUCAAAAUUUCAAUGGAUUUUGUCUAAGGCUAGCAUUGUUGCUGAUCGUUUUUUUUCCGAUCUCCUUAACACACUUGAGCGGUUUCCCAUUCCAUUUGCUACAGUCUUUUCGCCUUUUGACUUAAAUUCAGGACACCGCAACAAAGCGAAUUCAGAAAAGGAAGCCAUAUGGCCAAGUGAGGAGGAGGAAGGGGGUGGAAUUGUUCACGAGGGCUACAUAUUCACUCCACAACCCGAGCACCUGGGACAUAUGGUUCGGUUGAGAGUUCUUCCCUACGACUCGGAGGGACGACCCGGCCAGCCGUUUGGCAAUCCGGUGCCUCCCUCGCUAUCUAGUGAAAAUGGACCUCAAGUCAAUAUUCCUCGACCUUUGCCCUUCCUGGGUCAACUAACAACAGCGCCUCGACCUAUUGACAUGGCCCCCGCACAAAAGCUCAUCAAGAAAAGUUCUAGCAGUUUCAAAAGUGGUCAACUUGGUACGGAACUUAUCUCAGAAAUCAUACAGUUCAUUCGAGUCGGAAAUGGUGAUGAAUGGACACAGCAGUUCAUGUAUCCCUUCAACCAGAAGCCGAGAGUUUUGUCAAAUUGCGAGCCUGCAAGCACUAUUCAAGCGUUUGCUCUUACUGUAUUUUUCCUUCGUAUGGGAGCACCUUCUACACGUGCCUAA
Molecule: messenger RNA, 1176 nt
Organism: Rodentolepis nana
Lineage: Eukaryota; Metazoa; Platyhelminthes; Cestoda; Cyclophyllidea; Hymenolepididae
Source: the annotation of a GenBank genome assembly